AUGGAGAAGCUAGAGACUAUCUUUUUGACAAUUGUUUUGAAUGACAUUCUGGAAAGAGUGAACAAAACAAGUAAAAUUUUGCAGUCAAAAGAUGUGGACAUAUUUGUUGCCAUUGAGCUCCUCAAGUCUCUGAAAGCCUAUCUUCGGGAAAUGAGAGACAAAUUCAGUGAGUAUGAAGCGAAGGUAAAAGCAGGUGUCCAGAUUCGAAAUAUGGCGAUGGAGACAAACGUGCAAGAAAGCGAGGUGUGCGUCUUACCAGAUAUGAUGGGUCAGCAGAACAGAGAUCAGUUAAAAACAAUUGCCUGUAAUGAGCUUAGUCAAAGGUGUGAAAAAUUGGCUAAUGCUUAUCAUGAAGAUUUUGAGUACAAUGAAUUACUCAAUGAAUGCAAGCAAUUCAAGCACUACAUUGUCCACGAUGAAGAAUGCAAGACUCUUCCAGACAUGUACAGCAUACUCAUUCCAGAUAAGUUGAAAUCUGUGUUUCCCAAUGUUGAAAUCGCACUCAGAAUAUUUAUGUGCAUGAUGGUGACCACCUGUUCCGGGGAGCGAUCAUUUUCCAGGUUGAAACUUACAAAGAAUCAUCUACGCAGCACAAUGGGACAGCAGUGGUUGAAUCUGCUUUCCCUCAUGUGCACUGAAAGCGACAUCCUCAAAAACAUAGACUUUCAACCAAUUAUAAAGCAAAUUUCUGCAAUGAAAUGCCGCAAAUCUUCCAGUUGA
Messenger RNA from Limulus polyphemus (Atlantic horseshoe crab), 720 nucleotides. RefSeq lists its product as uncharacterized. Gene Ontology annotation, molecular function: protein dimerization activity. The record is from RefSeq and is a predicted model, not a curated record. The transcript has 2 exons. NCBI's taxonomy places the organism in Eukaryota, Metazoa, Arthropoda, Merostomata, Xiphosura, Limulidae. Bases 1 to 720 code for a protein of 239 amino acids.